This is a messenger RNA of Amyelois transitella, 6793 nucleotides long. It is a transcript of the gene not, whose product is annotated as ubiquitin carboxyl-terminal hydrolase nonstop. Gene Ontology annotation, molecular function: zinc ion binding; cysteine-type deubiquitinase activity. The transcript is spliced from 7 exons. Bases 325 to 1791 code for a protein of 488 amino acids. The record is from RefSeq and is a predicted model, not a curated record. Lineage: Eukaryota; Metazoa; Arthropoda; Insecta; Lepidoptera; Pyralidae. Gene Ontology annotation, biological process: protein deubiquitination.
UACUCGUGUGUUGUUCUGUCGGACUGCUGCGCGAGUUCAGCUUUGUAGGACAAGUUUUGUUUGAAUUAUCAUCUCUGUUUGCUGCUGUAACUGUUGCAUUCAGCCCUUUAGUUCAAUCGGUGAUCUAAAAAUACAAAGCGGAGUACAUACGAACACGCCCCCUCUGCUCUUCUGCCUUGUUGACUUUUGCUUAUAUUAUUGAGUUAUUUAUAUUUUGGUGAAACAGGAUAAACUUGGUUGUAUAAACCGAUUAUAAUGCUAUUGUUUUAAUUGUUCAUAAAAUCUGAUUUGAGAUAUUUGCCGGCGUAACUUCUAAGCGAAAUAAUGAAUGACAGUGGUUGCAUACACCUAAAUAAUUUUAAAGCUGCGAAAGGAACAAAUCCUUAUAAAGUAGUUCAUGCAUUUUUUGUGUCAUGCACAUCUUACGAAGCCAGGAGAUACAAGGCUACAUCAUGCCUGUGCUUUGUGUGUGGCCAGCCAGGCCCUCGGUUGCACUCCUGCCUCCAUUGCAUCUUCUUUGCCUGCUACGCGGGACAUAUACAAGAGCAUUCCAAAAUUAAGAAGCACUUUCUUUACAUUGAUUUAGGCUAUGGAAAUAUCUUCUGUACCCAAUGCCAAGAUUAUAUCUAUGAUCGAGAAUUGACUGACAUUGCUAUGACCCACCGAAUACAGCAAGCCAAAUCACUAGGAAUCAGCGUGCCAUUCAUGCCAUGGUUACCCAACGCUAAUGAAGCACAGGCUCUGCGUCGCCUGCGCAGACGCCGCCUUAUUAGCCCACACACCACCAUUGGCCUCCGAGGCUUGCAGAACCUUGGCUCCACAUGUUUCAUGAACUGCAUUGUACAGACAUUAAUCCACACCCCACUUCUGAGAGAUUACUUCUUGGCGGAGAGGCACAAAUGCAAAGCGCAGGUCACGCUGAAAUGCCUCGUUUGUGAAGUUUCCAAGCUGUUCCAGGAGUUUUACUCUGGUGCCAAGACCCCGCUGACCUUGCAUCGUCUGCUGCAUUUGAUCUGGACUCACGCGCGCCACCUGGCGGGCUACGAGCAGCAAGAUGCGCAUGAGUUCUUCAUCGCCACUCUAGACGUUCUGCACAGGCACUGCAUGAACGGCAUCGACAUCGACACAGAGAAGAAAGAAAACGGCCGGUGUAAUUGCAUCAUCGAUCAGAUAUUCACUGGGGGGCUUCAGAGCGACGUGGUCUGCACCUCUUGUUCCGGGGUGUCUACCACUAUCGACCCGUUCUGGGACAUCAGCCUCGACGUGGCGGGCCCGGGGUCCCUGCAAGCGUGUCUGGAACGCUUCACCCGCGCUGAGCAUCUCGGAUCUGCUGCCAAAAUCAAGUGCUCCAACUGCCGAGCGUACCGCGAGUCUACGAAACAAUUGACGCUCGAAACGCUCCCUAUAGUCGCCAGUUUCCAUCUGAAGCGCUUCGAGCACUCGUCGCAGAUCGAUAGGAAAAUAUCGGCGUUCGUGUCUUUCCCCGCGGAGUUGGACAUGACGCCGUUCAUGUCGUCGCACCGCAGGGCGGUCGAUGUUGGAGCAGAUAAUAACAAUGCCCCCGAAGGAAUCUUCGAGGACAAUCGCUAUUCUCUGUUUGCUGUUGUGAAUCACCUCGGCUCGUUGGAUGCUGGACACUACACGGCGUAUGUGCGUCAGAUGAAGGGAAGCUGGUUCAAGUGCGACGAUCAUAUGAUUACCCGCGCGUCGCUUCGCGAAGUUUUAGAUAGCGAAGGGUAUUUGCUCUUCUACCACAAGACUGUUCUGGAGUACGAGUGUGAAAUAUCUUAAGAUGGCUGAAUAAACUUCCUGGAAACUGUCUCAUACAAUAUUCAGUAUCGUCUAUCAGAUAUUUCGGUUUGCUUUUAAGUAGGUAGAUAUUAUAUUAAAAAAAACAUACAUUUGAAUGUGUCGAAAUGUAAGAAAAAGUCAUGUUCCCUCGUGAUAUUAGUGCGUAGAGUUUUGAAGGAUAUCUCAUCAUCUUGUCUGAGUUUUCGCGGGAUUAUUCACGAAUUUGUUAGACUUAAGCUUUAAUGUAUAAUUAUAAAUUAGAUUUUCAAUAGUAAAUGUUUCAAAUAUUUUAUGAAUAUUGACAAGAACUUGAAAUUUACAAUCCUGUUCGCUUCUUUGAACCUUAAAGUAAACCUAUGUGCUAUCGCUUCAGAAUUUUUCAUGAGAUAUAAAAUCGCAAUUUUUAUUGCAUGUAUGCCAUUGAAAGAAUUAGCAUUAAGUAUUUGAAUAGCGGGAUACUAUUUCGAAUAAAACAGUUAAAACGUAGUGGUGCGCACAGGUUUACGAUUUAAUAGUAUUUAUUUUAAAUAUUGACAUUAUGAUUUAUUAGUUCCCGCUUGGUAAUAAAUAUUAUUCGUAUUAGUAUUAGUCUUCAACAAAUUAAAAAAUCAAAUUAUAGUAAGUAAGCAAAAUAUGAGUAAUUAGGUAUCUAUAUUCAAUGCGUGUUCAUUCCUAGAAAAAGUUUAUUCAUGGACCUAGAGAAGGCGAAAUAAUGGCGUAGUUAUGAAGAUUCUUUAUUGAUUAACCAAAGUAUGAUUCUACAUAUACAUACUAUGUAACCAAGUAAGCCCAUCGCGACAACAUCGCACAUUGACUGACUUUAUUAAGUCACAAAUAUUAUAUUGUAUUUGUAAUCUAUAUAGGUUAAACGCGCAUACACAAUUCUUAUUGCCUUUGAUUUAUUCUAUAAACUAGUUGAAGCGUCAACAAUAGAAAGGUGUGGGAGCGUUAAAACCUAUGUAUUAAUUUAACUACGUAAGGCAACGCGAAUGUUUAAAAUAAAUAUUUUAAUCACAAUGGCAUACCGCUAUUUUAAUUACAGGUUGGUCCAUAUGUCUCAUUUUAUUUAAGUUAGCAGAACAAACGUUUCAAUCUACCUCGCUGUUUCUUUUGCAUUUGUCACAAGCCUAAUAAUGGAUUUAUCGAAAUUCUCGAAACUAUUUUCUGCUCGGAAUGAACUAUUAGUGAGGUUAGGAUACACUUGAGCUAAACAUAAAAUUUAUUGCAAACCCGCCAAUUUGUAGUUUAGUUUAUAAACAUUUCAUGAAAAUAGGGGCCUAAAAGAAUAAAUUAUUGACUAUAAUUAUAGUAUGAUCCGUAGACUAAAAAUUGUAACUGGCAAACUAUGAAAAUGGCAUCACUGUAAUGACAAUUUUAGCAAUGUUAGUCUGGCAUCUGGCAUUCAAAGUUCUAGGUUGAAUUGCCAGGGCGAGCAUAUAUUUCCACUUUUCCAUAGAUACUUGUGAGUGGCUCGGGUGUGUUGUGCCCGUAGAAUAUACGCCCAUGACACAAGCUCAGAACUUAAUGUAAUGUUUUCCGUUUGUCCAUACACACUUAUUCAUUCAGUAGAUCUCAAGUGUAGCCAUUUUUAAAACAAUUUAUGUGUAAAGAACAAACAAUAUUUUUAGCAAGUGGUAGGUAGAUGUUUGAUGAGUCGUUCAACUUUAUGUUCAUUAUGUUAGACAUGGUUUAUGUGCUUAUUUGAGUAUAAGUAUGAAUCAUUUUGUUUAUUUUUAGCUCACGUGUGCCGUAGGUGGGUUUAAGUAGUUCGUAACCUUAUGACUGAACUGAAAUUAGCUUAAUGUGAUAUUUAAUAUUUAUGAAUUGUAUUAAAAAUGUAGUUAGUUGUACGGUUUUACAGUUUCUGUGAGUAUUUUUGUUUUGUCGAUUUGAUGCUUUGAUUUGGUGCUGGCAAACGGUGGGAUGGUUCAUUUAUUAAUCGAUAUUUUAUUUUGUAUAAAAAUAACAAAUGAAAAAGCUUGCUAACGUAGAUUUUAUAAAGGAAGGUUAACAUUGACACAGAGCUAGAUAAUCUAUAGGGGUGUAGAACGCCAGUAAUGGGUAACAUUUGCAACAUGCUUGAGAUAGAAACAAAAGUUUGAGGCACUUUAACUGGGUUGCCAACUGGAAUAUUUUGUAACCAAUGAUAAAUUAAUUGAAUAUUUUUACAAUCUAUUAAUGAAAAAAUAAGGUUUUUUUACGUUGAGCGUUAAUAAUGAGCAUAAAUAAUGUUCUUUCUGAGGCAUUAUGCAUCCUAAUAUCCGGUGGGUUUAUGCAAAAAAUAUUAUUUAUUAUUUGAACAAAUAUUGCUUUGAAAAUGUUCUGUAAAAAAAUAUAUAUUUUAAUCACCGUUUGCUGGUUAUCACCGUGUGACAAUUUUGUUUGCAUUUAAUAAGUAAUUUCGAUCCGAGCCUAAUCAAAUAUCUGAUUAUUUAGUCCAUAUUAUUACGAUAAAAAUGUGAUAAGCUAUCGCUAUUAUGUAAUAUCAUUUUUAUUUGAGACGAUGAUUUAAAUCAUAUGAAUAGAAAAUAUUAUGUGUAUACUAUUCUCAAAAAAAAAAAAAUAGGUAUAGGACUAAAAAAAAAAAUUAAAAAAGAUACUUGAUGCAUAUUGAUUUAACAAUACAGGUGUAUUCAAAAUGUAAAUUAUUCUGUUGUUGAUGUAUUUAAAUUUCAAUGAUAAUCAUGAUAAAUAUUUUAUGUCGUGUAAAGAUAUCGAAAUACGUAUAAAAAUGUCACUUAAUAUAGGUAACUAUUGUACGCGGCGCUUGGCGAAUAUGGAUGUAUCUCCUAAAUGUUACUAAUAAUAUCUAAUUGUUCAGUGUUAUCAAAAUUAUUGUGGAAUUUGCAGAUAAACUUUUGAUUCCUCUAAGAUUCAGUAAAUACUUGUACAUUGUCUGAAUUAAGCUCGCCCCCAUAUCUGUCAUUCGUCGCAAUCAAACUAUGACAUGAUCGACGAUUUAAUUUGUCCAAAAUUAUUUCUACCAUACCUCUCAGUUUGUAUCAUUCAUACAUCGUGCGUGUAUGACUAAAGAAAUAAAAAAAUAUUAUGGUCUAUACUGUAUGUUUUUAUAUAUAUACUUACAUUCCUUAAGGAACUGGCCAAGUAUCGGCCAUCGGAAUUGAAACACACUCGUUUGUUUAACUGUAAUUAAAUAUAAAGUUGUACUUUUGGAAAGCAGCCAUUAUUAGAAUAACAAUCUUUCAUAAUUACAAAUAAGCUGCUGUAACACACUGCAGCGUAGUUUGUUCCGCCGCUUCUUCUACACAUGCGCUUUGGAAGCGGUAGUAGUUAUAAUUCGAUUUAAGUGAUGUGAUAUCAAUAAGUGAUAACUGAACUGAAGUUUAAGAUGAUAAUAUAUGCUAGACUGACUAUCAUACAGAAUAAAGGGCAGCCUGGACAGAUAUGCGACUUUCGGUUGUGGCGCUCUCUAGGAUAUUGUCGGGGUAAUUAAGAUUAUAAGCGGCUAGAAUAACAGUGUUUCAUAAAGCCUGGUACACACUGGGCCAACGAAGGUUGGCAUGUCAUUUAAUUAUUGUGUUGGCUGAAGUACAUUCAUCAUCAUCAUCAUCGCAUCUAGAUCCACACAUAUCGUAAUGAUUAAUCUUUUUACUUAGACAAAAUGACACAUUAAUGUUAAAUUUGAUUAAAAUAGGUUCAGUAGUUUCAGAUAAUCGUCCAAAUCUCCAAAAAAAAAAAAUGCUAAAAUGCAUUAUUAUGCUCCGAUAGUGCGGCAAACAAUGCGGGGAUUUUUUAAAUUAAAACAUCACUUAAUAACAUAUUUUAUAUUAGGUACAUAUUACAGACUAAAAUUUUGCUUCUAGCAUAAUAGAUCAAUUACUAUGUGUAUAAUUUAUAAAUACAAAUAAAAGCCAUUACAUGACGUUUUACAUAAACAUAUAACAUGACAACAAAAUAUAUUUUUAUUUUUACUUGUGUAAAAAAUGUUACCUAUCACAUUUCAAUCAGACUAAUAUUUCCCAAAUCUCUCCAUGAUACAACAUGGUUUUAUUCAUUCCUAUAGCAAACAUCUAAUAUAAAUUAAUUUAUAUAACCAUUUAUUUAUAUUAUUAUCAUUAAAUUUUCUCAAUACAAUAUUGCCCAAAUGGAUAAACUUAUCUUCAACUAUUAAAGGUACAUAACUACAGAGGGUAUAUAAAGAAAAUGGACUGCAACAUAACUUGGUUCAUGUACUUACCGGGUAUUUUAAGAAAAAGAAGGCUCGGCAAAUACCAACAUAUUGAACGCAGUAAAUACAACAAAGUCAUACGGAUAAAAUUUAUCUUUCAGAUUAAUUGACUAGUAUGAUUAAUUACGAAUAAUUUAAUAAAGUGUCUAAUUUGUAUGAAUCUACAGCGUUGGAAUCGCUUUCCGACGGCCUGUGAGAUUAUUGGAAGCAGUAUUUUGAUUACUAAACAAAUCACAACUGCGCAAAACAAAAUGGGGCACUGAGUUCAAAUACAUAUAAUUAACAUGACAUUGACGAAAGACUACAUUUACAAGCACUAAACGAACAAACUACCUACAAUUCGACAACCUUGUAACAAUUAAUUUAAAUAAAUGUUACAUCGAGUCAAUGUUAGUAACAGUUAGGUCCUACACUAUAAAUGACAGACAAUCCUAGUAUAAACUUUGACACUGAUUCACAUAAAAGGUUGUUUCAUAAAUGAAAAAUAUAAAUUAGCUCUAUGUAUUCAAAAUUCACUACAAAUAUUCGAGGAAAGGCAUUAAUUCGAUUAAGAAAUAAAAAAUAUUAUGUGAAGGCUAUGAUAUUUUUGACCUAGUUGGACUAGUGUUUUUUUGGGUAAAAACUAAAUUUUAAAUAAAUACAAUUUUAUUCCAAUUCAUGUUAGGAUCUGAUAGUUAAUAUGCAGCGUAGAAGUUGAUAGUAUGUAAACUGAUAUUAUUCUAGUUAUGUUACUGAAAUUCCAAUAUUCGUAAGUCAGAUGAGUGUCAUUGUGCAUACUAACAUAUUCCACUAAAUAGGAAAAUAUUUUAUAAA